AGGUUUUACCCGACUUCUUGCACAGGUGUCCCGACUCCUCCCCUUCAGUCUCGCACAGUGGUGUAUAUUAAAUUCCCCUUAAUUUUUGCACAGGUGUCCCGAAUCCUCCCCUUCAGUCUUGCACAGGUGUACCAGCUCCUGCCCUUCAGUUUUGCACAGGUUACUUGCUCCUCCCCUUCAGUCUUGCAGAGGUGUACCGGCUCCUCCCCUUCAGUCUUGCACAGGUGUAGACUCCUCCCCUUUUUUAGUCUUGCACAGGUGUACCGGCUCCUCUUCUUUCCCCUUCAGUCUUGCACAGGUUUGUACCGGCUCCUCCCCUUCAGUCUUUGCACAGGUGUUACCAACUCCUCCCCUUCAGUCUUGCACAGGUGUACCGGCUCCUCCCCUUCGGUCUUGCACAGGUGUAACCGGCUCCUCCCCUUCCGCCUUGCACAGUUUUAGAAUCAGGUAUACCGUCUCCUCCCCUUCUGUCUUGCACAUUGUACAAUCACUUUCCUCCCCAGUCUU
This is a messenger RNA of Staurois parvus, 507 nucleotides long. The record is from the annotation of a GenBank genome assembly. Lineage: Eukaryota; Metazoa; Chordata; Amphibia; Anura; Ranidae.